AUGCCUACCGCCGGCCUUAAAACUAUCAUCGCCCUCUCCUUUGUCCUCGCCGUAGGAUUCCUCCUCGUCAUCCUCUCCUGCGCCCUGUACAAGGUGUACUACCCGCUCCUCGUCGUCGCCACCUACGUCCUCGCGCCGCUGCCGAACUGGAUCUGCGGCCGAUGCGCGAAUCCGGAUGACUUUGUCGAGAGCGGCGGUGCGGCGGUUCUCGACCUGGGAAGAUUCUUCACCGGCUUCUUUGUUGUCAUGGGCAUUGCCCUCCCUGUUGUCCUCGCACACUCCGAUCUGAUCCGAGUCGAAGCCAUGAUCAUGUCCAUUACCGGCGGCCUUCUGAUCUACGGGACCAUCAUCAGCUUCGGCAUGUUCUUCCAGGAGGAGCAGGAGUUUUGA
This is a messenger RNA of Trichoderma aggressivum f. europaeum, 390 nucleotides long. RefSeq lists its product as uncharacterized. Gene Ontology annotation, cellular component: Vps55/Vps68 complex; endosome. NCBI's taxonomy places the organism in Eukaryota, Fungi, Ascomycota, Sordariomycetes, Hypocreales, Hypocreaceae. The transcript is spliced from 2 exons. The coding region runs from base 1 to 390 and encodes 129 amino acids. Gene Ontology annotation, biological process: late endosome to vacuole transport via multivesicular body sorting pathway. The record is from RefSeq and is a predicted model, not a curated record.